Penicillium cataractarum is the source of this 2004-nucleotide messenger RNA. RefSeq names its product glycoside hydrolase family 31 protein. Gene Ontology annotation, biological process: carbohydrate metabolic process. Bases 1 to 2004 code for a protein of 667 amino acids. Gene Ontology annotation, molecular function: carbohydrate binding; hydrolase activity, hydrolyzing O-glycosyl compounds. The record is from RefSeq and is a predicted model, not a curated record. Lineage: Eukaryota; Fungi; Ascomycota; Eurotiomycetes; Eurotiales; Aspergillaceae. The transcript has 2 exons.
AUGUUUCGUGAAGAAGGAAACCGACUGGUGUAUGAGUAUGACUCCGAACAGCUCUGGAUUGAGCCGUGGGGGGAGAACGCGUUCCGGACCCGAGCCACGAAAUGCGCCACCAUGCCGAUGGAGAAUUGGGCUCUGAGCGACAAGCUGGCUGAUUCAACUUCUCCAGAGAUCUCUAUCUCUUCCGUCUCUGCAAGUAUCAGCAAUGGCAAAAUACGGGCUGUUAUUUCGAAAUUUGGGAAGCUCACUAUCACCAACUCUAAUGGCAAAGUACUGCUUGAGGAGUAUACACGAACUCGUCGGGAUAUUCUUGAUGCGAAAUGCAGCGCUAUUGAGGUCGAAGCUCGGGAAUUCAAACCUAUUCUUGGUGGAGAUUACCAUUUCACCCUACGACUGGAGAGCAUCGACCCAAAUGAAAAGCUCUUUGGUAUGGGCCAGUAUCAAAUGCCAUACCUCGAUCUAAAGGGCCAUGAUCUAGAACUAGCUCAUCGCAACUCCCAGGCCAGUGUGCCCUUUACACUGUCGUCUCUGGGGUACGGCUUCCUCUGGAACAAUCCCGCAAUCGGACGUGCUGUCCUAGGGAAGAACAUCAUGAGCUUCGAGGCCUAUUCUACCAAAGCAAUGGACUUUUGGAUCGUGGCAGGAGAUUCGCCCGCUGAAAUUGAAGAGGCUUAUGCCAAUGCAACAGGCAAAGUCCCUAUGAUGCCAGAAUUUGGCCUAGGAUUUUGGCAGUGUAAGCUACGGUACCAAACGCAGGAAGAGCUCCUUGGUGUGGCGAGGGAAUAUAAACGCCGCAAUUUACCGAUUGAUCUUAUUGUGAUUGACUUUUUCCACUGGCCUAAACAAGGAGAGUGGAAAUUUGACCCUAUAUACUGGCCUAAUCCAGCCGCAAUGGUUCAGGAGUUGAAGGAAAUGAAUGUUGAAUUGAUGGUUUCUAUCUGGCCGACCGUCGAUAAAAAAUCAGAGAACUAUGAAGAAAUGCGUGAAAAGGGUCUUCUGAUUCGUGUGGAUCGCGGUAUUCGGACUGGUCUAGAUUUUGAAGGCGAGACUGUUCAUUUUGAUGCCACAAACCCCAAGGCGAGAGAGUAUGUCUGGGGUAAAGCACGGCAAAACUACUACAAAAACUACGGCAUCAAGGUUUUCUGGCUUGACGAAGCUGAACCCGAAUACACAGCUUACGAUUUCGAUAUUUACCGGUAUCACCUCGGGUCAAAUCUUGCUAUUGGGAACAUCUAUCCGAGUGACUAUUCACGAGCCUUCUAUGAAGGUCUGACCCGCGAAGGAGAAAAGAAUGUCGUCAACUUGGUGCGAUGUGCUUGGGCCGGCAGUCAGAAGUACGGCGCACUGGUCUGGAGUGGCGACAUCGCCUCGUCCUGGAGUAGCUUUCGGAACCAGCUUGCUGCAGGCCUGAAUAUGGGCAUUGCUGGUUUCCCCUGGUGGACCACUGACAUUGGUGGCUUCCAUGGAGGAGAUCCUAACAGCACUCACUUCCGCGAACUGUUUGUGCGCUGGUUCCAAUGGGGCACCUUCUGCCCGGUUAUGCGCCUGCACGGUGACCGUGAGCCUCGACAGCCUCAACAAGGCACGACCGGGGGUGCAUCCUGUUGCAGCGGUGCCGAUAAUGAGGUUUGGUCUUAUGGGCCAAAGGUCUACGAGAUCUGCAAGAAGUAUAUGCUCAUUCGCGAGGAGCUGCGACCAUAUACAAGGCGACUGAUGCAGGAGGCUGCCGACAAGGGGACACCGGUGAUGCGGACUCUUUUCUACGAGUUCCCUGAUGAUGAAAAGUGCUGGGAAUUGACUGAACAAUAUAUGUAUGGCAACCGGUACUUGUGCUGUCCUGUGCUGACGGCCGGGGUGACCAGGAUGACGGUCUAUCUGCCAACCCUGAUUGCUGGUGAGAAGUGGAAGGCGUUCGCUGGGGAGGAAACUUGGGAAGGAAACCAGAAGAUUGAGAUCGACUGCGCCAUCGACACUAUGCCGGUGUUUGUCCGAGUCGACAGUAAAUAG